AUGAUGGAAGGUGUAGGAGCGCGUGUUAUUCGGGGUCCCGACUGGAAGUGGGGCAAACAGGACGGUGGAGAUGGCCAUGUUGGUACUGUAAGAAAUUUCGAAUCGCCUGAAGAAGUUGUGGUAGUUUGGGAUAAUGGAACUGCAGCAAAUUAUAGAUGUUCUGGAGCAUAUGAUUUACGUAUCUUGGACAGUGCUCCAACUGGUGUAAAACAUGAAGGGACAAUGUGUGAUACAUGCCGGCAACAGCCUAUUUUUGGUAUUCGCUGGAAGUGUGCCGAAUGUAGUAAUUAUGAUCUUUGUUCUGUUUGUUAUCAUGGAGAUAAGCAUCAUUUACGUCAUAGAUUCUACCGCAUAAGUGCUCCAGGUGCACAGCGCUGCCUAGUCGAACCACGACGCAAAAGCAAGAAGAACGCUGUGAGGGGCAUUUUUCCUGGCGCAAGAGUUGUUAGAGGGGUUGAUUGGCAAUGGGAGGAUCAAGAUGGCGGAAACGGUAGGCGUGGGAAAGUAAAUGAGAUUCAAGACUGGUCUGCUGCAAGCCCUCGCUCUGCGGCCUAUGUAGUGUGGGACAACGGUGCUAAAAAUUUAUACAGGGUUGGCUUUGAAGGCAUGGCAGAUCUAAAGGUGGUGAAUGAUGUUAAAGGUCAAAAUGUUUAUAAAGAACAUCUACCCCUUCUAGGAGAGUUAGGUCCUGGCCGUACAGGUCCCCAUGGGUUGCAAGUAGGAGACCAGGUGAAUGUUGAUCUAGACUUGGAGAUAGUCCAGUCCUUGCAGCAUGGCCACGGUGGGUGGACUGAUGGAAUGUUCGAAUGCCUUAGCACAACGGGCACAGUCAGCGGUAUCGACGAAGACCACGAUAUUGUAGUUUCCUAUCCCAGUGGAAACAGGUGGACCUUUAACCCUGCUGUCUUAACUAAGGUAUGCGGCGGCAACUUAAGCGCGUCGACGUCUGCGAGCGGCGCGGGGGCAGGUGCGGGUGCGGCGGGGGCGGGUGCGGGCGCGGGGGGCGCGGGGGGCGCGGCUGCCGGCUUCGCUGUGGGCGACCUGGUGGAGGUGUGCGCCGACCAGGAGCGAGUUAAAGCGCUGCAACGUGGCCACGGCGAGUGGGCCGAGGCAAUGGCACCCACGCUCGGUAAAAUAGGACGCGUACAGCAGAUUUAUCACGACAACGAUCUUAAAGUUGAAGUGUGUAAUACAUCAUGGACUUACAACCCUAAUGCUGUCACGAAGGUGUUUUCGUCUGACGGCAGCGUACAUGGAAAUUCCUCAGGUGAUCGCCUAUCCGUGCUCCUUAAGAAGCUGUUCGAGUCACACGUGACGGGCGACGCUAACGAGGAGUUGGUGAAAGCGGCGGCCAAUGGCGACGCGGCUCGCUGCGCAGACAUACUGGCCCGUACAGACGGCGCACGGGCUGAUGUCAAUGGCGUAUAUGGUGGACAUACUGCGCUGCAGGCGGCAGCACAAAACGGCCACGUAGAAGUGAUACGCGCUCUAGUGGAGGCGGGCGCGGAAGCGGAUGCGGAAGACCGGGACGGCGACCGCGCAGCUCACCAUGCGGCGUUCGGCGACGAGCCGGCCGCGCUAAGAGCGCUUGCGACCGCCGGUGCGGAUCUAAACGCGCGCAACCGCCGCCGUCAGACGCCCCUACAUAUCGCCGUCAACAAGGGCCAUCUCGGCGUCGUUCGUACGCUGCUCCAACUUGCGGUGCACCCCAGUCUCCAGGAUUCAGAAGGCGAUACGCCCCUUCACGAUGCUAUUUCAAAGAAGCGAGACGACAUAUUGACUUUGCUGUUGGACCACGGAGCCGAUAUGACACGAACAAAUAACAAUGGAUUUAAUGCACUUCACCACGCCGCGCUACGAGGUAACCCGAGGUAG
This is a messenger RNA of Parnassius mnemosyne (clouded apollo), 1875 nucleotides long. Lineage: Eukaryota; Metazoa; Arthropoda; Insecta; Lepidoptera; Papilionidae. The record is from the annotation of a GenBank genome assembly.